Messenger RNA from Pseudophryne corroboree (corroboree frog), 1474 nucleotides. It is a transcript of the gene ZCWPW2, whose product is annotated as zinc finger CW-type and PWWP domain containing 2. The transcript is spliced from 9 exons. Lineage: Eukaryota; Metazoa; Chordata; Amphibia; Anura; Myobatrachidae. Gene Ontology annotation, molecular function: zinc ion binding. Bases 186 to 1199 code for a protein of 337 amino acids. The record is from RefSeq and is a predicted model, not a curated record. Gene Ontology annotation, cellular component: nucleus.
AAGGGGCGGGGUCACAGGAUUUCUUUGAGCGCAAGAACGUUACGGAUCUGUUGGCGGGAAGCUGAAGCAACCGUGAGCGCUUUUAUUCUGACGGUUGAUAAUAAAUAAGAAUACUUGUAAUGUUCCUGGAAGGUUUGCAAAAUCUUCACUGAAGCAAGGUUCCGAUUUCCGAAACAACGUUUGUAAUGGAGGACAAGUUUGUUUCAAAUAUUGAGAGACCAUUGUUCACAGAAGUAGAAAAUGGUUCUAAAAAGCAUUCAUUUAAUACCAACUUUUACCUAAACAAAGUUUGGCUACAAUGUGAAAAUGAAAGCUGCCUCAAAUGGAGGCUUCUAACAAAGAGGGAUGCCAGACAGUUUGAUCUCAGCAAACCAUGGUAUUGCCAUCUAAGUACUGAUCCUUGGUUUAAUGAUUGCUCAGUUCCAGAAGAACAUUUCCCAGAAGAAGCUCAGUUUUAUGAAAAUGGAUUAAAGUUUGUUUAUACUCAAUUUCCAGUUGGAAGUUUAGUAAUGGUGAAGCUGAACCGGUGGCCAAGCUGGCCUGCAAUUAUCACUGUUGAUCCUGUCAAUGGACAAGAAGUGACCUAUUUUAAGUAUUACUAUGUUGAGUUUCUUGGUAAACCACAUACUUCUGGUUUAGUAUCAUUGGAAAGCAUAAGUCCUUAUUCUACUCCAGUUAUGGCAAAAAAAGUGAAGAAAGCAGGGAGAUGGUAUAAAAGUGCAUUAGAAGAAGCAGACAAACUGUAUUCUCUGACAUGCGAACAAAGAACUCAGAUGUGUCAUGUAACACAGGAACACAUAAAAAAGCUAACAAAGCCUAAAAGAAAAUAUGUCCGGAAAAAUGCAGCGAUUGAAAGCAAUGCAAAGAAGAGGCGUUUGAAAGAAAAUACUUUUCAACCAGAUGAACCAAAUGAAGAUGAUUGCCUUUCACAAGAGGACAGUGAGAUGUAUGAAGCUGAAGACAUUCUACCAGACUUUGGAUGGGUUCUGCAGGGAGUAGCCAAUCCUCUUUGUGCAGCUAAAAAGUUACAUGCAGAAAAGGACACGAUACGAAACAACGAUGGCUUAGAAGAUCACACCAGUGAUGAUGACUGUAUUAUUGAUGGUGUGCAAUUUAAGAGUGAAGAAUCCAUUGAAGCAAUAACACAGAAUUUAAAGCAAAUAGAUUGUAUAAUGUCUAAAUUUACUAGUCAAUUUUAAUUAGAAGUAUUGGGCUGUUAAGGAGUAACACAAAGCAAACAUGCUUGAAAUUUUUGUUUUGUUUUGAUUGCUCUAUAUUAAUUUAACAGAUUAGGUUAAAAGGUUGGUUAACUUGUAAAUUUUGGAAUAAUUAGUGAUUAGUGGCAGUGUUUAUUUAAUUAGUGAUUAGUGGCAGUGUUUAUUUUUUCUUGUUUAAUUAGGCUAUUGUGCAUAUGUUUAUACAAUUGAGCUUUUUGCAUUUAUUAAAGAUUAUAAUAAACACUGUUUAAAUUUAA